Camelina sativa (false flax) is the source of this 2682-nucleotide messenger RNA. The record is from RefSeq and is a predicted model, not a curated record. NCBI's taxonomy places the organism in Eukaryota, Viridiplantae, Streptophyta, Magnoliopsida, Brassicales, Brassicaceae.
AAUGAUUUUCUCAUUAAUUCAUCUAACAAACUUUACAAUGUUGAUCUAUAUACAAUAAUUUACAAUAAACCGGAACUAAUCUAAACCGGAAAUCUAUUCUAUUAAGCUUAACCAAAAACACAUUGUACCAGCUUAAUUAAACACUCCUAAUAAUAAUUAUAUAUAUACACAUCCACCCAUUUCUUCAGUGAGGUCUGGUGGAUUUGUAUUUUUCGUUUUCCAGUCGUUUCCUCUAUCCCCUAUUUAUUUUUCUUAAUCCAAUUAUUAACCGAUUACUGUAUAUUGACUCUUAAACGAUACUCCAAGGACCACAUGAGAUUACGCAUGUGACAUGUCGAAUAAUGUUUUGUUUUUUCGCAAGAAAGGAAAUACUGAAGUUUUGUUCUUGGCUCGUUAUUUGGAAUAGUUUUGUCACAUUUCUGAGUAUAAGCUAAAUAGGAAACGGCUAAAAUUCUCUAUAGAGCUUCUCACAAAUGGCAAUCACGGUACCUCGCUCGACCUUGGGUCUCUGUUCCGUCUCAUCCUCAUCAAACCUACGACAACAACGGACCUCAUCCCUGAAGCAUCGACUCACUUCGGUCAAAUCAGUAACAUCCACGACUCCUCCGCCUUCUAGUGGUGUUCAACGGAGGCGGAAGAAUAAUGAUGAAAACGAAGCCACGGUGGGGAAGGUGGUCGAGAAUCCGUAUUCCAAAGUGGAGGCGGCCCGUCCUGAUUUGAGGAAGAGCUUGUCGGAUUUUUUGGAGGAAGCGAGAGGUUUCGUGGGAGAUGGAGGAGGUCAACCUCGUUGGUUCUCUCCGUUGGAGUGUGGCGCUCAAGGUCAAGGCUCUCCUCUCCUCCUCUUUAUACCAGGGAUCGAUGGGACUGGACUAGGGCUCAUUCGCCAUCACAAGAAACUCGGGGAGGUUUUUGAUAUAUGGUGCCUACACAUUCCAGUCAGCGAUCGUACUCCUGCUGAAGACUUGGUAAAGCUUAUUGAGAAGACUGUUAAGUCACAGCACCAUCGGUUCCCAAACAGACCUAUAUACUUAGUUGGAGAAUCUAUUGGAGCAUGUCUUGCUUUAGAUGUUGCAGCCAGGAAUCCCGAUAUUGAUCUUUCUCUGAUCUUGGUUAAUCCAGCCACACAUGUUAACAACUUCAUUUCGCAGCCUCUAUCGGGAAUGCUUAAUGCUUUACCAGAUGGUAUUCCAACACUAUUGGAAGAUAUCUUCAAUUUUCAAGUUACAUAUUCAAACAAUUUAGACGCAUUGUCAAAUAAUUUUUUUGGCCAGCAAAUGGGCGGAGUGGGUGGAGGGAUGCUAAGAGAUAUCCUUGCUGUUUCAACUAAUCUUCCUACUCUUGGUAGGAUGUUGCCUAAGGACACACUGCUUUGGAAGCUGGAAAUGCUCAAGUCUGCUAUUGCUUCUGUGAAUUGUCACAUAUACUCAGUCAGAGCGGAAACACUCAUACUUAUGAGUGGACGCGAUCAAUGGCUACUGAAUGAGGAAGACAUUGACAUAUACUCACGCACGUUGCCAAAAUGUAUUGUCCGUAAGCUUGAUGACAAUGGACAGUUUCCCCUUUUGGAGGAUGGCGUAGAUCUGGUAACGAUCAUUAAGUGUACUUCUUUUUAUCGCCGUGGGAAGUCUCAUGAUCAUAUUACGGAUUACAUUAUGCCUACCACAUAUGAGUUAAAACAACAAUGCAGAUUGGUAGUGGCUAGUACUUCCCCUGUAAUGCUGUCGACUCUUAAAGACGGAACAAUUGUAAGGAGCCUCGAAGGAUUACCAUCAGAAGGACCUGUUCUAUACGUUGGUUAUCACAUGCUAUUGGGGUUUGACUUGAUUCCAAUGGUAACACAACUCAUGAAAGAGAGAAACAUUCACCUGCGGGGUUUGGCACAUCCCAUGUUCUUUUUAAAUCUCCAAGACUCGUUAGUCGACAUGAAGAUGUUUGACAAAUACAAGAUGAUGGGUGGAGUUCCAGUCUCUAAUUUCAGUAUCUACAAACUGUUGCGUGAAAAGGCUCAUGUGCUUUUGUAUCCUGGAGGUGUCCGUGAAGCAUUUCAUAGAAAGGGUGAAGAAUACAAGCUGUUUUGGCCAGAACGAUCCGAGUUUGUGAGAGUUGCAUCUAAGUUUGGAGCAAAAAUCGUCCCUUUUGGUGUUGUUGGAGUAGAUGACAUCUGCGAAAUUGUCCUGGAUUCCAAUGAUCAAAGGAAAAUUCCAAUAUUGAAGGAUUUAAUGGAAAUGGCAACAAAUAUCGCUGGCAACAUAAGGGAAGGUGACGAGAGCGAAUUGGGGAACCAAGAUAUCUAUUUACCAGGAAUUAUACCUAAGAUUCCAGGGCGGUUCUACUUUUACUUCGGCAAACCAAUAGAAACAGCAGGUAAGGAAAAAGAGCUGAAAGACAAAGAGAAGGCGCACGAGCUUUACUUGCAAGUCAAGUCUGAGGUCGAACAAUGCGUUGCAUAUUUAAAAAUGAAAAGAGAGAGUGAUCCUUACAGACACUUGUUGCCAAGGAUGUUGUAUCAAGCAACACAUGGUUGGGCUUCUGAAAUUCCUACGUUUCAUCUCUAAAAUCUCUCUUUUAUAUUUUUUUAAAUUACGAUGUGGUUCUUUAUAUGUUGUACACAUCUAAUCAUAUGAUAUUUAGAGGUUUUAGGAUUAAACACUGAACUCUGAAUACUAAACUCCACUUCCUCAA